CACUACUGGCUGUACCGUGGAGUGCGCCUGUGCGGCCGGCGCAUCCCGAUGGAGCGCAGUGGUGGUAUUGGAGCCGGAGGCGGGUCAGAAGGGGCUGCUCGGGGCCCUCCACCCGGGGGGAAAACGACCGAUUCGGGUGCUGUGAGGACUUCACAAUCCACCUACCGCUCUGCAGGCAUGGAUGGAUUUUUAAAAUCAGAUGAGAGACAAAGAUUAGCUAAAGAGAGGCGAGAAGAAAGAGAAAAAUGUCUGGCUGCCCGGGAACAGCAGAUCCUGGAAAAACAGAAAAGAGCUAAGCUUCAGUAUGAAAAACAAAUAGAGGAACGAUGGCGAAAAUUGGAGGAGCAGCGUCAGCGGGAGGACCAGAAGAGAGCUGCAGUGGAAGAGAAGAGGAAACAGAAGCUCCGAGAAGAAGAGGAGCGGCUGGAAGCAAUGAUGCGCCGUUCUUUGGAGCGCACACAACAGCUAGAGCUGAAGAAGAAGUAUUCAUGGGGAGCCUUACCUGCCUCGGGGCCUGGAGGACGUGAUGGUGAAUCAGAAAAUAUCCUACCCAAUCCUCUAGGUCUAGCAGUCAGCACCCUCCCUUCGGAUGCAGGGACCAGUGCCACCACUACCGAGUUCACCAAUGCAUGUGACAAACUUUCAACAUCAACCAUGAAUUUGCCAAAGCCAAUGGAGCCUCCUAUGAGUAAACGCCUAUCUUCAUCUACUGUGAAAAUAUCUUAUUCACCAGACCAAGCUCUUGGAAGCCCUCUCAAAUCUCCAUACGUGUCUUCUCCCACCCGGACCACUGAAAGGAAGAAAGCUACAGCUACUGCUACAUCUACAUCUGGCCUAGGAGAGGUUGGGAAAGGAGCCCUGGCAAGAGCAGAACCCUCUCUGAUGGAAAAGGUGAAGAGAGGACAGCGAGUUGAAGCUUCCAAUUCCACCAUGCUCCCUGGAUCCCCACUGAGAAGAUGUGAGAUUCCUGGAGGUAUUCCAAAGAGGUCAUCUUCUCCUGUGUUAUCCAAGACAAUGUCAAAAGCAUAUCCACAGUCUCCAAAGACAGGGAAGUCACAGUUCAUAGGGUCUCCAGUGAAGUAUCGCUUUCCCCCCAUUCCUAAUGAAGAAGCACUCAGGAAGAAAGAGAAAGAGAAGAGCAAUAAGGAAAGGGAAGAUGCCUCAGAUCAUCAGUUCACUGGCCUACACAAAGAUGAAACCUUAGAGAAGCACAUAGCUGACAAGCAAACGACUGAGAAGUAUGUUACAGAUAAGCAAGCCAGUGAGAAGCAAGUGGCUGACAAGCAUGCCAGAAAGAAGCACAUGGCAGACAAACAGGCCACAGAGAAAAACAACACAAAUGAGAAGUAUGUAGUAGAAAAGCAAGCCACUGAGAAGUAUACAACCCAAAAGUAUGUGGCUGACAAACAGGCCACUGAGAAGUAUACAGCUGACAAGCAUGUGGUAGACAAACAUGCCACAGAGAAGCACACCGUUGAGAGGCACAUGGCUGACAGACAUACUGCCACUGGGGUGAAGGCUGAGAGCAGUGCAGCCUUAGGGAAGCCCACAGCAGGCACGACUGAUGCAGGAGAGGCUGCAAAAAUCCUGGCUGAAAAGAGGCGCCAGGCUCGGCUGCAAAAGGAACAGGAGGAGCAAGAACGACUGGAUAAGGAAGAACAAGAAAGACUGGAGAGAGAGGAAUUGAACAGAAAGGCAGAGGAGGAAAGACCGCACCUAGAAGAAGCUUGUACGCAAGAGGAAAAGCAGCAACAGGAAAAGGAAGAGAAAAUAAAGGCAAAAGAGGAGGCAAAAUGGAAGGCUGAAGAGGAGUUGCUGCUGAAAGAGAAACAAGAAAAAGAAAAGCAAGAAAAAAUCAUGAUUGAAAAGCAGAAAGAAGCAGCAGAAGCAAAAGCACAGGAGGCAGCUAAACAGAUGCGUCUAGAAAGAGAACAGAUCAUGCUGCAGAUUGAGCAGGAGCGAUUGGAGAGGAAGAAGAGAAUAGAUGAAAUCAUGAAGAGAACAAGGAAGAGUGAUGUGUCUCCAGAAGUGAAGAAAGAAGAACCCAAAGUGGAGACUCAGCCUGCUGGCUGUGUAGAAAAUAAGACAAAAUCAGUUAUCUCCAACAAAAUAGAAAUCAAUGGAUUGAAUACCUGCCAGGAAGCAAAUGGUGUGGGGCAUGGUAUUCCAGAAACCUUUCCCCCAGACAUUUUCUCUAAUGGGCUUAAACCAGUUGCGGGACUUGUUCAUCUGGAUGUUCUUGAUGGUAAAUCAAAUAGUCUGGAUGAUUCAACUGAAGAAGUUCAGUCUAUGGAUGUGAGUCCUGUUUCCAAAGAAGAGCUCAUCUCCAUCCCAGAAUUUUCACCCGUGAGUGAAAUGAUCCCUGGGCUAUCUCUAGACCAAAAUGGAACUGGUAAUGCCCGAGCGCUUCAAGAUAUCUUAGAUUUCACUGGUCCUCCUAUGUUUCCCAAGAAAUCCAGUGAAAACCUCAGCCUGGAUGAUUGUAACAAAAACCUCAUCGAAGGAUUUAACAGUCCUGGACAAGAAACCACUUUGAACACUUUCUGUUGACAGAGACAACAUCCCUUUAAUGAAAGGUGGUGUUUGGAGCACCUUUGAACCUGCCAGUAUUCAAAUCUGAGCUACUAGCCACCUGAAGAAGCUUCUGUUGCCCUUAACUACUGGAUUCCAAAUUAUUAUAUCUGAGUGUAACUGUCUUCCUAUGUAGUUUGCCAAACACUGGCCUCUCUUGGUAGAAACCUUGAGACUUUUGCAUUGUUGGGCUUUAGCAAAGUUUCAUUUUAUGGUUCUAUUUCUGAGCUUCACCUGCUGCUUAAAGGGCUUCCUGUUCUUCUCCAUUAUCUUAGUGAUCCUAUAAAUAACCUGAGUGAUGCUGGCCGGGAAUUUCCCUGUAGGACCAUUCUCAUUUCCAAAGUUGGAGCACAUAGACAUUUAGAUGUCUCUUCCUAUAAAAUCUAUUUACCCAAACUCUACUUGAACAUGUACUUGUAUCUUUCUGACUCUUUUUGGAGAAGAUAUGUAUCUUUUUUCUCUCUCACUGGGGUUUCUCUGUUGGAAAAUACUAUCAAACCGUCUUAUUGUUAUUGAGCUUUGCCACCUGCAAAUGCUUUGGUCAUCUUGACCCUUUUGGAAUUAAAGAAAUUUUGUUGAAUGGGGAAGAAUUAAAAAAUAGUAAUGACUUUUUUCCUCAUACAUAUUCUUGUGUAUAUGGACAACUUUUCAUGAGUCUAGCAAAGAACCUUUCAUGUCACAUCUUCAUAUCUCCAAACUGUAGUCACUCCAAACCAUUGAGUGGCUUUUCCAACUGAGUGAAUUGAGAGCUUCAUGCAAGUGGUUGGUUUUAAUGUUGUUACUAUUGGUUUUCUGAUGGAUCUUGGGACUUCCUGUCUCUCUGUUCCUAUGUUUACCCAACUAUAAUAAAAACAGAUAGAAAAUGUCACAGUAAUUUGAACAAAGGGGACCCCAAAUUGGUCCCAGUAUGUCACUUUAAUAGACUUUAACACUAAAAACUCUGAAUGAGGAAAAAUGACACUAGAAUACAUACAUACAUACAUACAUACAUACAUACAUACAUACAUAUAUAUAUAUAUAUAUCUCCAUACAUUUUAUGCCACAUAAUGAAUGCUAUAUUUUUAAAAUUUCAUUUUUUGUGGUGAAAUAUGUCUUUCAAAAUAUAAUUGGCUUGUUUUGAAACUUUUUUGUUUUGAGUUGUACUUUAAAGGGUUUGGAAAGAUACAUAAUUCUGAGAGAAGUUUGCAACCAGGAUUUAUAAAGAAGUCUCAAUCAUAAUCGUAUUCCUGUGCUUUUAAAGUCAGCUAAAGUUUAAAAAUUUAUUAAUCUUGGAAAAUGUAUGUUUUGUGUAUAUAUUAAAUAAAUAUCUCUAAGAAUGCUAUGCUAUUUAUCUUGGUGAAUCUCAAAGGGUAUAUCUCUUCUAUGGCAAGCACACAGAAAAUGAUAGCAUGAUCUGACUUCCAAAAAUGCCUGGCCAUCUUUCUUAUAGCUUUAUUUUGCUAGGUAUAUCUGUUUUGUUAUGAUCCAUUGUACCUCACAGCACCAUUUUGACCAUGGUGAUGCCUCGCCUGCAUGAUGUGUACAUUCUGUUUAAUGUGAAAUACAUUUUUGUUGAAGAGUC
Jaculus jaculus (lesser Egyptian jerboa) is the source of this 4132-nucleotide messenger RNA. It is a transcript of the gene Map7d2, whose product is annotated as MAP7 domain containing 2. Gene Ontology annotation, cellular component: microtubule cytoskeleton. NCBI's taxonomy places the organism in Eukaryota, Metazoa, Chordata, Mammalia, Rodentia, Dipodidae. Gene Ontology annotation, biological process: microtubule cytoskeleton organization. Bases 49 to 2550 code for a protein of 833 amino acids. The record is from RefSeq and is a predicted model, not a curated record. The transcript has 17 exons.